AUGGAGAAAGUUGGCUUGCAACCAGAAGAUGCGAAAUUUGUUGACUACUUAGAAGAGAAUGAUUACAGUGCAGAAGAUGUUUCAAAUAAUGUUAAUAUUGAAAUAUUAAAAGAAAAUUAUCAAAAAUCUUUAUCAAGCCAAGUCAACCAGAAUAAUUUUGGAUUUACUUUUGAAAAUUCUAACACGUUGUCUGCAGAAGCACUUGUUGAUCUUGAAUUACAUUCAGCAACUUGGCAACCCACUUUUGAAAAAAUAAAAGACUUUGAUAUUGCCAACUUUCCCAAUUUUACUCCCAAGCAAAAAGAUUUACUGCUAGAAUUGAGUAGAGAAUUUAAUGAAAAUUUAUGGAAAGAUUUAGGUUUUACAAGCAAACAAUACCAAGAAUGGCUAGAUGUUGGCGUUCAAGACCAUGCUUUUGCUUCUUGA
This is a messenger RNA of Racocetra persica, 426 nucleotides long. The record is from the annotation of a GenBank genome assembly. Lineage: Eukaryota; Fungi; Glomeromycota; Glomeromycetes; Diversisporales; Gigasporaceae.